Messenger RNA from Dendrobium catenatum, 681 nucleotides. RefSeq lists its product as uncharacterized. The transcript has 2 exons. Bases 1 to 681 code for a protein of 226 amino acids. The record is from RefSeq and is a predicted model, not a curated record. NCBI's taxonomy places the organism in Eukaryota, Viridiplantae, Streptophyta, Magnoliopsida, Asparagales, Orchidaceae.
AUGGCUGAAGCUUGUGCUAACUGCGAUCUCCAUGAUUUGGGCUUUUCAGGACCAAAUUUUACAUGGUCAAAUAAUGAGGGAACUAGCAGGAUAUGGGUCCGCAUUGAUAGAAUCCUUAUUAAUUGUGAGGGAUUGAACGCUGCGCCUUUCGCCUCGGUGAAGCAGCUGAACAGAUUGUCUUCCGACCACUGUCCGCUCAUUCUCAGCUUAGGAUCGGACGGUGUCAGGCCAAGCUCUAAAUGGCUCCGGUUCGAGGACGUGUGGUUGAGCUACCCGGUAUCCUGGAAAAUUGUGGUGAAGGCUUGGGGCAGAACGGACUUCGGCUGCCCGGUCGAAGUGCUCGUUGACUGCUCGGAUGAUGGCCUCACCCCAGAACAAGACGUGGAGCUCCGUAAUGCUGUGGGGGAAUUCAAUUUGACACUUGCUAGGCUUACGACCUGGUGGCGGCAGUGGGCGAAAGUCCGCUGGAUUGAGGAGGGCGACGCCAACUCGCAUUUCUUCCAUACGGUGGCUACUGCUCGGCGACGGUCUAACCGUAUUGAGGAACUCCAAACUCGGGAUGGCGAGACUACGCGCGACCCCAAGGUGAUCCACGAUGAAUUCUGGCACUUUUUUCGGACAAGUGAAAAGCCAGAAAAACCAACUUUGAUCGUUGGCCAACAUUCACGGCUGAGGAUAUGA